This is a messenger RNA of Phalaenopsis equestris, 1183 nucleotides long. RefSeq names its product short-chain dehydrogenase TIC 32, chloroplastic-like. The coding region runs from base 1 to 1107 and encodes 368 amino acids. The transcript has 9 exons. The record is from RefSeq and is a predicted model, not a curated record. NCBI's taxonomy places the organism in Eukaryota, Viridiplantae, Streptophyta, Magnoliopsida, Asparagales, Orchidaceae.
AUGGGUAUCCGAUUGCAUGUCCGCGCGUCCGCUGGGGAGACGAAGCAAAUUUCCAACCACUCCGCUCGUGUUCGGAUUAUUGCGUGCGGACACCGCAUGCAUCUGCAUGCGUGUUCGAUCCUGAUCGUAGAUCACGGUGAUCUCCGAAAGAGUAAGGAAUUCGAAGGCGGAGAAGAUGUGGCCAGGAAGAGCCCCUCUGGUUUUUCUUGGUAUUCUACUGCUGAGGAAGUCACCCGGGGAUUGGAUGGCUCCGGCCUCACCGCCAUCGUAACAGGGGCAUCUAGUGGAAUUGGACUUGAAACUGCCCGUGUACUAGCUCUGCGUGGUGUUCAGGUUAUCAUGGCAGUUAGAAGCUUGUCUUCAGGCAAUGGUGUCAGAGAAACAAUUUUGAAAGAGAUACCUUCUGCUAAAGUUGAUGUCUUGGAGUUGGAUCUGGCUUCGAAGGAAUCGGUUAGGAAGUUUGCUUCUGAAUAUAAUUCCCUUGAACUUCCACUGAACAUACUUAUUAAUAAUGCAGGAGUUAUGGCUACUCCUUUCAUGCUAUCUCAAGAUGGUAUUGAGCUGCAAUUUGCAACCAAUCAUGUUGGGCAUUUUCUGCUGACACAUCUUCUACUGGAGAAUAUGAAGAAAACAGCUCGUGACAGUAAAAUAGAAGGAAGGAUUGUCAAUGUUUCCUCUGAGGGGCAUAGAUUUGCUUAUAGAGAAGGGAUUCGCUUUGACCGGAUAAACGAGCGAUCAGACUACAGCACCCUUGGUGCUUAUGGGCAGUCAAAGCUUGCAAACAUUUUGCAUGCAAAUGAACUUGCAAGACGCUUUAAGGAAGAUGAGGUGGAUAUAACUGCAAAUUCUCUUCAUCCAGGAUCAAUUAUCACUAACCUUCUGCGCCACCAUAGUUUCAUUGAUUUUCUGUCUCGCACUCUUGGGAAGCUGGUUCUGAAAAAUGCUCAACAGGGAGCAGCAACAACAUGUUAUGCGGCACUGCAUCCUGAUGUCAAGGGAGUUAGUGGAAAAUACUUCAAUAACAGCAAUAUAGCAGAUCCAAGUGCCAAAGCCAAGGAUGCUGAUUUAGCCAAGAAAUUGUGGGACUUUAGCAUGGAACUCAUCUAAUCUUUGGAAGAUUUACAUAAAUACCAUUCCAUUCCUAUGUAUUUACAUAUUUACCACCUAUACUUCAAAUUUUACA